Molecule: messenger RNA, 766 nt
Organism: Aphidius gifuensis
Lineage: Eukaryota; Metazoa; Arthropoda; Insecta; Hymenoptera; Braconidae
Gene: Prosbeta3
Product: proteasome subunit beta type-3
Exons: 3
Coding region: 104-721 (205 amino acids)
Biological process (GO): proteasome-mediated ubiquitin-dependent protein catabolic process
Cellular component (GO): proteasome core complex, beta-subunit complex; proteasome core complex
Source: RefSeq, a predicted model, not a curated record
AAAAAAAAAAAAAAAAAAAAGCAAAAAAAAAGAGCAAUUUUGGUGUCUGAUUGUCAUCAUCGUGAGUUAUUUCAAGUGUUGUUAAUCAACAAAAGCCGCCAAAAUGAGUAUUAUGGCAUAUAAUGGAGGUGCCCUAAUUGCAAUGAAGGGAAAAAAUUGUGUUGCAAUUGCUGCUGAUCGUAGAUUUGGUAUACAAGCACAAACAAUAACUUGUGAUUUUCAAAAAGUAUUUGAAAUGGGACCACAUUUGUAUAUUGGUAUUCCUGGACUUGCAACUGAUGUACAAACAGUUAUUGAACGUCUUAGAUUUCGUGUUAAUCUUUAUGAACUCAAAGAAAAUCGUCGUAUGACACCAAAAACAUUUGCAAAUGUUGUAUCAAAUUUAUUAUAUGAAAAAAGAUUUGGUACAUAUUUUGUUGAGCCAAUUGUUGUUGGUUUAGAUCCAGAAACAUUUGAGCCAUAUAUAUCAAAUAUGGAUUUAAUUGGUUGUCUUAAUGAACCAGAAGAUUUUGUUGUUGGUGGUACUGCUGAAGAUCAACUUUAUGGAAUGUGUGAAACUGUCUAUGAGCCAAAUCUUGAACCAGAUGAUUUGUUUGAAACAAUUAGUCAAGCACUUGUUAAUGCUUGUGACAGAGAUGCUAUUUCUGGUUGGGGUGCUGUUGUUCACAUCAUUGAAAAAGACAAAGUUACAACAAGACAUGUCAAAACACGUAUGGAUUAAGAAAUAAAAAAAUUACUUUUAAUAUCAAAAAAAAAAGAAAGAAAA